Messenger RNA from Mytilinidion resinicola, 375 nucleotides. RefSeq lists its product as uncharacterized. The record is from RefSeq and is a predicted model, not a curated record. The transcript has 2 exons. Bases 1 to 375 code for a protein of 124 amino acids. Lineage: Eukaryota; Fungi; Ascomycota; Dothideomycetes; Mytilinidiales; Mytilinidiaceae. Gene Ontology annotation, molecular function: chromatin binding; protein heterodimerization activity. Gene Ontology annotation, cellular component: FANCM-MHF complex; Fanconi anaemia nuclear complex. Gene Ontology annotation, biological process: replication fork processing; resolution of meiotic recombination intermediates.
AUGUCCGACGACGACUCCACCCGCGACGAACGUCUCAAAUCCGCCCUGUGGUACUCAAUCGGCCAAUUCGUCGACGAGCAAUGCCUGCAGCAAAACCUCAACGCGACCCCGCAAUUCAUCGGCGCGCUGACCGAGCUCGUGUGGACGCAGAUCGCAAACACAUCCCGCGACCUGGAGACCUUUGCGAAGCAUGCUGGCCGGGAAGUUGUGCAGACGGAGGAUGUGAUGCUGCUUACGAGGCGGAAUGAGGGGCUAGAGAGUGUGAUGAAGACGUUUGUGGAUGAGUUGAGGGCGAAGGAGGGAAGGCCAGCGGUGGGAGGGGUGAAGGGGAAGGGGAAGGGGAAGGGGAAGGUUGGGGCGAAGGGGAGGAGGUGA